Ochlerotatus camptorhynchus is the source of this 588-nucleotide messenger RNA. RefSeq lists its product as uncharacterized. The transcript has a single exon. NCBI's taxonomy places the organism in Eukaryota, Metazoa, Arthropoda, Insecta, Diptera, Culicidae. The record is from RefSeq and is a predicted model, not a curated record. Bases 1 to 588 code for a protein of 195 amino acids.
AUGUAUCGGCAGAUAUUGAUUGCUUUGGGCCAUACUCAAUUCCAACGGAUUUUUUGGCGGAUGGAACCCAACCAACGACUACGAGUUCUGGAGCUGCUAACCAUAACGUACGGAACAGUUUCAGCGCCUUUCCUUGCCACCAGAUGCCUGGUUCAGUUGUGCAACGACGAAGGUAACCGAUUUCCUCUUGCGUCCAAGAUUCUCAUUGAAGACUGUUAUGUCGAUGACAUCCUCUCUGGAGCUGACAGUGUAGAAGAAGCUGUAGAAGCACAGCGCCAGCUGCAAGAAUUACUCCAACUUGGUGGGUUUCCUAUUCACAAGUGGAGCUCAAACUGUCCGGAAUUACUGAAUCAAAUCCCUGAGGAAAAUCGAGAGAAGUUAGUGCGCUUGGAUUAUACUACCACCAGCGAAGUAAUCAAGACCUUGGGGCUAACCUGGAACCCACAUUCUGAUGAAUUCAUGUUCGUAACGAAGAUUCCAGCCGAAGAGCCUGAAACAUACGCCAAGCGAAAGGUAUUUUCGGAGAUUGGGAGGCUAUUUGAUCCAUUGGGUUUAGUCUCUCCCGUCGUUGUAGUAGCAAAGAUCUAA